ACCCACAGAACCGCUGGCCCUAAAUCCCCUUCUUCUCUCUCUCUCUCCCAGUUUUUCCUCUCUUCCUUUUUUCUUUUCUUUUUGAAAAGGAAAAACUCUGAUCGCGAACCCUAGAAACUACCGGAGCAGAACAACAAGCUACCAGUUCGCCGAUCCGGAAUGACGCAAUAGUCCCUCCCCCGCACUCUCUCUCCUACCUCGCCGGAGCUCGUUAACCAGUGAUCGGAUUGGUGACUCUUGACUUUGAUUAGAUUGUCAUUAUGGUUGCUUCUGCUGCUACUUCGUCGUUCUUUCCGGUUCCUUCUCCUGACUCUGGUGCCAAGAAUUCCAAGAAUGGAAAUGGGAAUUCCAAGUUAGGAAUCAAAUCAAAAUCUGCUGCGGCUGGUUUGCAGGUAAAGGCCAACGCUCAAGCCCCUCCAAAAAUAAAUGGCACUAGUGUUGGUUUGGCCACUGUUGAAAGUGGAAAGCAUGGGGAUGACAUGCACGGACUUACUCAAUCCCCUCCUGCACGGACUUUCAUUAACCAAUUACCUGAUUGGAGUAUGCUCCUUGCUGCUAUAACUACAAUCUUCUUGGCAGCUGAAAAACAAUGGAUGAUGCUUGAUUGGAAACCCAAGCGGCCUGAUAUGCUAAUUGACCCAUUUGGUCUGGGAAGAAUUGUUCAGGAUGGUCUUGUAUUCCGCCAGAACUUCUCCAUUAGAUCGUAUGAAAUAGGUGCUGAUAGAACGGCUUCAAUCGAGACGUUAAUGAAUCAUUUACAGGAAACAGCGCUUAAUCAUGUUAAAACUGCUGGCCUCUUAGGGGACGGCUUUGGUUCAACUCCAGAGAUGUCCAUAAGAAACCUUAUAUGGGUGGUAACCAAAAUGCAGGUUAAGGUAGACCGCUAUCCUACUUGGGGUGAUGUUGUUCAAGUUGACACUUGGGUUAGUGCCUCUGGGAAGAAUGGUAUGCGGCGUGAUUGGAUUAUCCAGGAUUGCAAAACAGGACAAAUAUUAACAAGAGCCUCCAGUGUGUGGGUGAUGAUGAAUAAACUGACUAGGAGGUUAUCCAAGAUACCCAAUGAGGUUCGAAGUGAAAUAGAGCCUUACUUUGUGAAUAAUCCUCCUGUUGUGGAGGAGGAUGGCAGGAAACUGCAGAAACUUGACGACAAUACAGCGGACUUUGUCCGUACUGGUUUAACUCCUCGGUGGAGUGAUCUGGACAUCAACCAGCAUGUUAACAAUGUCAAGUACAUUGGCUGGAUCCUUGAGAGUGCUCCCUUGCCAAUCUUGGAGAGCCAUGAGCUUUCUUCAAUGACUCUGGAGUAUAGGAGGGAGUGUGGUAGGGACAGUGUGCUUCAGUCCCUGUCUGCAGUUUCUGCUGAUAUCGGGCAUUUGGCAAGCACUGGCAACGUAGAGUGCCAGCACUUGCUUCGACUCGAGGGUGGGUCUGAGAUUGUGAGGGGAAGGACUGGUUGGAGGCCCAAAAAACCCAACAAUCUCGGGAUUAUGGGUGGGUUUCCAGCUGAAAGCGCAUAGCCAUGAAAGUAAAGCUGGAAUGAAUGUAUGACACAGUAGUCUCUUCGUCCCGCUCGCUGUUUGCCUUGCCGAUUGCUUGUGUAGAGUUCUGCUCAUGUUUCUUGGAUUCAUAUAUGUUUUUUCUUUUUCUAUAUAUAUAUUCUUCCGAUCUGUCAUUUAUAUAUGCAGAAAAAGGAUCAAAUGUAGCCCCAUUGUAAUUAUCCCUUGUGCACUUCUUCGCUCUCUAUCUCCCUCCCUGUUCGACAUAGUCUCGGUUAUGCUUUGCAGCUUGGCCAAGUUGGUUUGCGCCUCCCAGAAAUCCAAAAUGUAUUGAUUAUGUGCCACUUGGAACCCUUAGCAGUAUGGGAGACUACUCCAGGUUAAUGUCCUUGAUUAACUGGGCAAGACAUGUAUAUGUUUGGAUUUUUUCUAGUUAGAUAUGGAAAAAUUAUUUCAUUGUUUCAC
Messenger RNA from Fragaria vesca subsp. vesca, 1961 nucleotides. Its product is annotated as palmitoyl-acyl carrier protein thioesterase, chloroplastic-like. The record is from RefSeq and is a predicted model, not a curated record. NCBI's taxonomy places the organism in Eukaryota, Viridiplantae, Streptophyta, Magnoliopsida, Rosales, Rosaceae. Gene Ontology annotation, molecular function: acyl carrier activity; fatty acyl-[ACP] hydrolase activity. The coding region runs from base 261 to 1517 and encodes 418 amino acids. Gene Ontology annotation, biological process: fatty acid biosynthetic process. The transcript is spliced from 7 exons.